AUGUCGUUCACAGAAUGGAUGGAUAAUUGGUUGUUAACUGCACCAGAUCCAUCACUGGUCCAAUUAUCGUUUUAUGUUAUAUGGCAUAUUUGGCUCUCAAGGAGCAAGGUCGCUUGGGAGAAUGUUAAGGACAAGCCAGAAAUUACGUGGAAUAAGGCCAAAGAAGAAUAUCAGCAAUACUUGUGCAUGCUAUCGAUGGAUAAUCAGGGGAGUCUAAAUUCAACUUAUGAUGGGGAGAGUUCGGAACCAGACCAACUCAUGUUGGAGGAAGGACUACAUUUGAUCUAUAUUGAUGGCGCUUUUCGUGCAGCGAGUAAAAGGGGUGCUGCAGCUUGGGAAUUAUGGGAUUGGAAGGGUAGGCUGAUCCGCAAAAAACAAUUUGUCUUCCCUUCUGUAUCGGCUGUCCAGUCAGAAUGUCUUGCUUAUCUAUAUGCACUUGUGGAAGCUAUUUCACUUAGAAUCACUAUGUGUGAGGUGAAGACAGAUUGCCAGGCACUCUUGGGUGUGGGACGUGAGCUUGCUGACUUGCCAAUAGAGGUCAUAAUUAUUGCUAGGGAUAUAAGGUUUGUUUUAAGUCACUUUAAGAGAUGGAUGGAGGCAACUGGUGGAAUGGUCGCUGGAUCCCAUCAGAGGAAUCAGUUGGUUCGGAUUCGCCAUGAUUCUGAUAGUGCGCCAAAGCCACAGAAGAAUUUGAAUGGCCAAAUCUGCCAGAUUUGUGGGGACGGCGUUGGACUCACUGCUGAUGGUGACGUGUUUGUUGCCUGUAACGAAUGUGGUUUUCCAGUUUGCCGUCCUUGUUAUGAGUACGAGCGGAAAGAUGGAAACCAGUCGUGUCCCCAAUGCAAGACCAGAUAUAGGAGACACAAAGGGAGUCCGCGAGUUGAUGGAGAUGAUGACGAGGAGGAGGUUGAUGACCUCGACAACGAGUUCAAUUAUGGCCAAGGGACUAGCAAGGCCAGACGCCAAUGGCAGGGAGAAGAUGCUGAACUGUCCUCAUCCUCUAGGCAUGAAUCUCUGCGACCUAUCCCCCUCCUCACAAAUGGCCUGCCGGUAACGAUAAUGUGCAUCGCUCCUACUGAAACUCACUCUGUCAGAAGUACAUCUGGACCUUUAGGCCCUGGAGAGAAGGCUCUUCCCUAUUUGGAUCCCAGACAACCAGUUCCUGUGAGGAUUGUGGAUCCAUCAAAGGACUUAAAUUCUUAUGGGCUUGGGAAUGUCGACUGGAAGGAAAGGGUAGAAGGGUGGAAACUUAAACAGGAGAAGAAUAUAGUGCAGAUGACUAACAGAUACCCUGAUGGGAGAGGAGACAUUGAAGGUACAGGAUCAAAUGGAGAAGAGUUACAAAUGGCUGAUGCUCGACAACCAAUGAGCCGAGUAGUGCCGAUCCCAUCAUCUCAGAUGACACCUUAUCGUGUGGUUAUCAUACUUCGGCUGAUCAUCUUGGGGUUUUUCUUGCAAUACCGGUGCACUCAUCCCGUGAAUGAUGCUUAUCCUCUGUGGCUGACUUCAGUUAUUUGUGAGAUUUGGUUUGCAUUAUCCUGGCUUCUGGAUCAAUUUCCAAAAUGGUAUCCUGUUAACCGCGAGACCUUCCUUGAUAGGCUUGCAAUGAGAUAUGAUAGGGAAGGGGAGCCUUCGCAAUUAGCCCCUGUGGAUGUGUUUGUCAGUACUGUGGACCCCAUGAAAGAGCCUCCUUUGAUUACCGCAAACACCGUGUUAUCCAUCCUUGCUGUGGAUUACCCUGUCGAUAAAGUAUCCUGUUAUGUGUCAGACGAUGGUUCAGCUAUGCUGACAUUUGAAGCUCUCACUGAGACAGCUGAAUUUGCAAGGAAGUGGGUACCUUUUUGCAAAAAGCACAGUAUCGAACCAAGAGCUCCUGAAUUCUACUUCGCUCAGAAGAUAGAUUACCUAAAGGACAAGAUCCAGCCCUCUUUUGUCAAAGAACGCCGGGCAAUGAAGAGGGAGUAUGAAGAAUUUAAAGUGCGUAUUAAUGCACUUGUUGCAAAGGCACAAAAGAUGCCUGAAGAAGGUUGGACAAUGCAAGAUGGAACUCCUUGGCCGGGGAAUAAUCCUAGAGAUCAUCCUGGAAUGAUCCAGGUGUUUUUGGGGCAUAGUGGAGGCCUUGAUACUGAUGGUAAUGAGCUUCCUCGUCUGGUUUAUGUUUCUCGUGAGAAGCGUCCUGGAUUCCAGCACCACAAGAAAGCAGGAGCUAUGAAUGCUUUGAUUCGUGUCUCCGCUGUCCUCACAAAUGGAGCAUUUCUCUUGAAUGUCGAUUGUGAUCACUAUUUCAACAAUAGCAAAGCUCUGAAGGAAGCUAUGUGCUUUCUGAUGGAUCCUGUCCUUGGAAAGAAAGUCUGCUAUGUUCAGUUUCCACAGCGUUUUGAUGGCAUUGACUUGCACGAUCGAUAUGCUAACCGAAACAUUGUUUUCUUUGAUAUAAACUUGAAAGGGUUGGAUGGUAUUCAAGGUCCAGUCUACGUGGGGACGGGAUGUUGUUUCAACAGGCAGGCUUUAUAUGGGUAUGAUCCGGUAUUGACUGAGGAAGAUUUGGAACCAAACAUUAUUGUCAAGAGCUGUUGUGGUUCAAGGAAGAAAGGAAAGAGUAACAAGAAGAGUUACAUAGAUAAAAAGAGAGCAGUUCAAAGGACUGAGUCUACAGUUCCAAUCUUCAAUAUGGAGGACAUUGAAGAGGGUGUUGAAGGAUAUGAUGACGAGAGGUCUCUUCUUAUGUCUCAGAAGAGCUUGGAGAAACGGUUUGGCCAAUCUGCAGUUUUCAUUUCUGCUACCUUUAUGGAAAUGGGAGGCAUCCCACCAACAACUAAUUCAGCCACUCUUUUGAAAGAAGCUAUCCAUGUCAUUAGUUGUGGCUAUGAAGACAAAACAGAAUGGGGUAAAGAGAUUGGAUGGAUUUAUGGUUCGGUCACAGAAGAUAUUUUGACUGGCUUCAAGAUGCAUGCUCGUGGAUGGAUUUCAAUUUAUUGUAUGCCGCCUCGACCAGCAUUCAAGGGUUCUGCUCCCAUCAAUCUUUCAGAUCGUCUGAAUCAGGUUCUUCGAUGGGCCUUAGGUUCCAUUGAAAUUUUCCUGAGCAGGCAUUGUCCGAUAUGGUAUGGCUAUAGUGGAAGACUCAGGCUUUUGGAGAGACUGGCCUACAUCAAUACAAUCGUCUAUCCGCUAACAUCUAUUCCAUUGCUGGCUUAUUGUGUUCUUCCAGCCAUUUGUCUUCUCACCAAUAAAUUCAUUAUUCCUGAGAUAAGUAACUAUGCUGGCAUUUGGUUUAUUCUUCUCUUUAUAUCCAUUUUUGCUACCGGAAUUCUGGAGCUGAGGUGGAGCGGUGUGAGUAUCGAGGAUUGGUGGAGAAAUGAGCAGUUUUGGGUCAUUGGUGGUACAUCUGCCCAUCUUUUUGCCGUCUUCCAAGGUCUUUUGAAAGUGCUUGCUGGGAUUGAUACCAACUUCACUGUUACUUCAAAGGCAUCCGAUGAAGAUGGAGAUUUCGCGGAACUUUAUGUCUUCAAGUGGACAUCCCUCCUCAUUCCUCCCACCACUGUCCUCAUUCUCAACUUGGUGGGUAUUGUGGCUGGAGUUUCAUAUGCCAUAAACAGUGGAUAUCAGUCAUGGGGUCCGCUAUUCGGUAAACUGUUUUUCUCGAUUUGGGUGAUUGUUCACUUGUAUCCCUUCCUCAAGGGUUUGCUCGGCAGGCAAAACCGCACACCUACUAUUGUCAUUGUCUGGUCUAUCCUCUUGGCAUCGAUAUUUUCCCUGCUUUGGGUGCGAAUCGACCCCUUCACAUCGGCUGCCACAAAAGCUGCAGCGAACGGUCAAUGUGGAAUCAACUGCUAA
Oldenlandia corymbosa var. corymbosa is the source of this 3834-nucleotide messenger RNA. NCBI's taxonomy places the organism in Eukaryota, Viridiplantae, Streptophyta, Magnoliopsida, Gentianales, Rubiaceae. The record is from the annotation of a GenBank genome assembly.